AUGAAUAAAAUGAAUAAUAUUUUUUUAAUAAUAUCAAGUAUUAUUUUAUCUAUUGUUAUUUUCGUCAGUGGUGAAUGUGCCAUUGAUUUCUCAUCAGAGAUUUCAGUUGGAAUUUCAGAUUCUCAAUGGUCAUGUUUAGCUAGUAAUAAUCAAAGAGUUAUAAUUCAAGUGUGGUCAGGAGGUGGUCAAUAUAAUUCAAAUAUUUCAUCUGUUGUAUCGGCAGCAGAACAAGCUGGUUUCGAUAAUAUUGAUCUUUAUGCAUUUUUAUGUAGUGAAUGUGAUGGUAAUUAUCCAGCAUCAAGUGCAAUUCAAAGUUUAGUUUCUAGUUUAAAAUCCGAUGGUAUCAAUUUCAAUAUGUUAUGGAUUGAUGUUGAACAAUGUGAUGGUUGUUGGGGAGCAGAGAGUGAUAAUGCCGAUUAUGUUCAAGAAGCUGUUGAAACUGCACAAGGUCUUGGUGUUCUAGUAGGUGUAUACAGUAGUGAAGGAGAAUGGCCACAAACUGUUGGUAAUUUAUCAACUCUAAGUCAAUAUCCACUUUGGUAUGCUCAUUAUGAUGAUAAUCCAUCUUUUUCCGAUACCGCUUUUUAUGAAUUUGGUGGUUGGACUUCACCAGCAAUGAAACAAUAUAUUGGCAAUACAAAUCAAUGUGGUGUUAGUGUUGAUUUAGAUUUUUAUGGAUCUGGUAGUGGUUGUUCAACAUCCUCUGGUAGUGCAUCUGGUAGUGCUUCUGGUAGUGCAUCUGGUAGUGCAUCUGGUAGUAAUAGUGGAAGCAGUAAUAGUGGAAGUAGUAAUAGUGGAAGUAGUAAUAGUGGAAGUAAUAGUGGAAGUAGUAAUAGUGGAAGUGGUAAUAGUGGAAGUAGUAAUAGUGGAAGUGCAAGUGGAAGUGGUACAGGAAGUGGAUCAUCCAUUUAA
Messenger RNA from Dictyostelium discoideum AX4, 912 nucleotides. RefSeq names its product component of the counting factor complex (gene cf50-1). Bases 1 to 912 code for a protein of 303 amino acids. Gene Ontology annotation, cellular component: extracellular region. Gene Ontology annotation, biological process: cell motility; cell wall macromolecule catabolic process; glucose homeostasis. NCBI's taxonomy places the organism in Eukaryota, Evosea, Eumycetozoa, Dictyosteliales, Dictyosteliaceae. The record is from RefSeq and is a predicted model, not a curated record. The transcript has a single exon. Gene Ontology annotation, molecular function: lysozyme activity.